Molecule: messenger RNA, 1070 nt
Organism: Drosophila sulfurigaster albostrigata
Lineage: Eukaryota; Metazoa; Arthropoda; Insecta; Diptera; Drosophilidae
Exons: 2
Coding region: 47-967 (306 amino acids)
Source: RefSeq, a predicted model, not a curated record
AGCUCAGAGUCAGUUCAAAUCAAAAUAUUUUAACUAAAAAAACCCAAUGAUGUGUGUGUUUUUAUCCAAAAUCGUGAUUUAUUCAAUUAUAUCGCUUGGGAUGAUUUCAGGACAAGAUUAUGAGGAAGAACAAUUUGGACUGAAAUCCUUAGAAUGCUAUACAGAAUAUAAACCGGACACGCGAUGCGAAUUGUCGUUGCUAUGGCCGAUAUUAACAAUCAUCAUGCUAAUGUUCAUUGUCGCAAGUUUCUUCUUUGCAAUAAAUGCCUUAAUGAUGUGGAAGAAACUAAUGUGGAAGAAUUGGCAAGUCCAAGGGCGUAGCAAUAGAAGAGAUGAUGAAUACGAUGACGAACUUUAUAGUAUGAGUCCAAGAAAUAAAGUCGAUCGAGAAGUUAAAGUCGUUAAAGAAGUCAAUCACAAUGCCGAUCCAGAAGUCGAUCAUAAAGGCAAUCGAUAUAUUGACGCCUUACAAAAAAAGAUUCCGCAAUCUAAGACCAUCACUACAGAGGAACAAUUACUGAUUGAUACUGAAAACCUCAACAACUUGAUGAGAUGUUUAAGCAUAGCCGAUAAUUCAGUUUCUGAUGACUUGAAAACAAACAAUUCAAUUGAUGAGAUGUUGCCCAUUGAUAAUGAUAUCUAUGCUAAAGAAGAUGACGUUUCAAAUAUACAGGAACAUAUGACACAUCUCAGUGCAGAGCGUGAAGACCAAAAUAAAGAGAAAUCGACGUUUAUGCAACAAAAUCUAAUCAUCAUUAACAACAUCUUCUCUAACAUAGAUAAUACAAAGGCUCUCAAAAUUACUUCAGUCACUGACGGAUUAAUGAAUUAUAAAGACAUAAAUAAGUUGGUUGCGCUACAGAUCAAAAGUUGUGCUAAAUCCUUAACUGAAAAUAAAAAUACCUUGCAAAUAAACGAAUUAUUCGUGAAUAAAUUCUUAAUUCAGAAUCAGAUCCAGAAAUCGUAAUGAAAAUAUCUAACCAAUCAAAUUAUGGACAAUCGGUGUUUAGCCCAGAAAAAAAAUGGUCAUCGGGAGAUUCACAAGAAAGCCAUGCUCACAAGAUUCUUGA